Molecule: messenger RNA, 2093 nt
Organism: Nerophis lumbriciformis (worm pipefish)
Lineage: Eukaryota; Metazoa; Chordata; Actinopteri; Syngnathiformes; Syngnathidae
Gene: sox7
Product: SRY-box transcription factor 7
Biological process (GO): positive regulation of transcription by RNA polymerase II; cell differentiation
Cellular component (GO): nucleus
Molecular function (GO): RNA polymerase II cis-regulatory region sequence-specific DNA binding; DNA-binding transcription activator activity, RNA polymerase II-specific
Source: RefSeq, a predicted model, not a curated record
GAGAAUUUAGAUUCGGGGUCGGGCUGGAUCACACCUCCACUGGACUCGCAGGCAUCGAGGAGGAGCCGAGAUUCCCGCAGGGUUGGUGCUGGACUCCCCCCUCCUCAAAUAUAAAGCCCCCUCAUGCUGGAGGAGAUCCUGGAACACAAUCCGCAAACCUCAGCUCCAAAUCUCCUUCUCGCACAUCCUCAGAGCAUCUCUUUGAAAACUCAUUUUAAAGUGAAAAAGUUUAUUUGAUUUUUUUUUUCCAAUUCGACAUCACUCCGAGUGAAAGAGUACAACUUGUGCGACUAAGUCCGCAACUUUGGCGGGCGAGCAGCGCGCACAUGGCUGCCCUCAUCAGCGCGUACUCGUCUUGGCCCGAGUCCUUCGAGUGUCCCCCGGCGGACGGCGACGUCGCGGACGCGCACGGCCCGCACAGAGCAGCCGGGGACAAGGCGCCGGAGCCCCGCAUCAGGCGGCCCAUGAACGCCUUCAUGGUGUGGGCCAAGGACGAGAGGAAACGGCUGGCCGUCCAGAACCCAGACCUGCACAACGCCGAACUUAGCAAGAUGCUGGGCAAGUCGUGGAAGGCCCUAACCCCUCCCCAAAAGCGUCCCUACGUGGAGGAAGCGGAGCGUCUGCGCGUGCAGCACAUGCAGGACUAUCCCAACUACAAGUACCGCCCUCGCCGCAAGAAGCAGCUCAAGCGCAUCUGCAAGCGCGUGGACCCCGGGUUCCUCCUGGGCGGCCUGGCGGGACCCGACCAGAACUCCCUUCCCGAGCAGCGCGCCCUCUGCCGCCCCCUGGAGAAGGGCGCGGGCAGCCCUGUGGGCGUCCGCAGCGGCUUCUCCAGCUUGAGCCCCGCUCUGCCUGGCGUGCGAAGCUUCCGAGACUCCGCCGCGUCAAACAGUUUCGACACCUACCCCUACGGCCUACCCACCCCGCCGGAGAUGUCCCCCUUGGAUGCUGUGGACCACGAGCACGUACCCCCUUCCUAUUAUCAACAUCCUGAGGAGCCGCACCAAAGUCACAUGAGCAGCCCGCCGCCAUACCACAUGGACUACACCCAGACCCAAAUCCAUUGUGGUGGCGCACACAUGCCCCACAUGGUCCCUACAGGUGGCGGCGGCGGCCAAGGACUGAUAACUCCUUUCUCUUACUACAGUCCCUCCCACUUCCCUCAAAUUCACCUCCACCAUCAAGGCCACCUAGGGCAGCUGUCCCCGCCCCCGGAGACGCAGGCUCACCUGGAGACGCUGGACCAGCUGAGUCAGGCCGAACUCCUGGGCGAGGUGGACCGUGACGAGUUUGACCAGUACCUGAACUCCACCGGGGGCGGCUUCCAUGCCGAGCAGGUCACGGUCACGGGCCACGUCCAGGUGUCCUCCGCCUCCCCCCCCGUCUCCACCUUGACGUGUCCUAGCAGCACCACGGAGACCAGUCUCAUCUCGGUGCUGGCCGACGCCACCGCCGCCUACUACAACAACUACGGCAUCUCAUGAGGCGGUCCCGGCGAUCAGAGACGCUUUCAAGAAGCCUGAUUGAGAGGGUGCCACAAGACUAGGAGCAGAACCUGAGAGGAGCACUCAAACAAGACACCUCAGGGGGACCACCUGUACAUUUCAAAACAGUACUUGUAAAUGUAGAACCACUAAAGAUGUGUACAGACGCUAAUUUAAUUCAAUCCCGGCGCUCCACUGUGGGAGUCAUCGUAAUUGUUUUUGUCAAUGCUUCCUAUGAAAUAAUAUAAACUAUAUUAUAAUCACAACCUCUAUAAAGACACAAUAAUUUAACUGCAGUAUUAAUGUAUGUUGGUUUUGAAAAUUGUGGAUAAUGGAAAGUAGCAUUUUUUUUUCUUUCUUUGAAAUUUCACAUUUUCGGUGUCCUGUACAAAGCGAAAGAGUCCUGAAUAAAGGCAAAUAAGUAAAAGGUAGACGUGUUGUCGUGCUGCACGCCCACACCUUAAUAUCAUCAUCCUGCUCUUUGAAGAGGAUUAGACCGCCUCCAUCCCACCACCCUGCUUUUGUGCCGUUCUUCAUGUACGCGUCUAUCUUGCUGAUGCAGACCUUUCAUAAUCUCAGUGUACAUAAAUAAAUAAAAUACGGGAAAAA